Dracunculus medinensis (Guinea worm) is the source of this 843-nucleotide messenger RNA. The record is from the annotation of a GenBank genome assembly. NCBI's taxonomy places the organism in Eukaryota, Metazoa, Nematoda, Chromadorea, Rhabditida, Dracunculidae.
AUGAAAAAAUGCGAUGUCGCUUUAUGUGGAGAUGACCAUGAAUAUCUUUUGAAAUUCUUGCUUGUUGGCGAUUCGGAUGUUGGCAAAAAUGAAAUCGCUGACUUUUUAGGAGCUUCCAGUUCGUCAAAUUCUGCUGUCACAAUUCCCAAGACCACCAUUAUUUUGCUGGAAGGAAAAAGAGUUCGCUUGCAAUUAUGGUUGGAUACGUCAGGACAAGGACGAUUUUCCACAGUUAUAAAAUCUUAUUCACGAGGAGCUGAAGGCAUAUUAUUGGUGUAUGAUAUUACAAAUCGAUGGUCAUUUGAUGGCAUUCGACGAUGGCUUACGGAAAUAGAAUUUCAUGCCCCAGGGAUUCCCAAAAUUCUAAUUGGUAAUCGCCUUCAUCUUGAAUUUAAAAGAGCCGUUUCCCGUCAUGAAGCUGAAAUUUUCGCUCGUAAACGGAAUAUGCAAUAUUAUGAAGUGAAGUUUCCCUUCAUUUCAACAUUGGCAUAUUUUAACGUACAAGAAUGUGUUACCGAAUUAGCUCGUUUGGUUAUUUUGAGAAAUGGUAUACGAUGGCUAAGACAGCCUAACCAAGUGUUAUCGCUGCAAGAUCUGUGUAGUCGUGUAGUUAUUCGCAGUGUCAUUAAUAUACAUGCCAUACAAAGACUGCCUCUCCCAUCUUUUUUAAAAUCCGAAGUUAGAUCUUUCGCAAGAGGCGCUGAAAUAUGUAUGGGUUCAUCACCAAAUCAUAAUAUACAGAACUGUGUUAAAAAAACCAAACGAAGUUCCAUAUUACUGUUAGCGCGAUCAACAAGCCUUAUAAACAAACAUGCAAAAAAUGCAACUUGCGCAUUAAUGUGA